Molecule: messenger RNA, 1778 nt
Organism: Vicia villosa (hairy vetch)
Lineage: Eukaryota; Viridiplantae; Streptophyta; Magnoliopsida; Fabales; Fabaceae
Product: GDSL esterase/lipase At1g54790-like
Exons: 4
Coding region: 1192-1626 (144 amino acids)
Biological process (GO): fatty acid biosynthetic process
Molecular function (GO): hydrolase activity, acting on ester bonds; enoyl-[acyl-carrier-protein] reductase (NADH) activity; iron-sulfur cluster binding
Source: RefSeq, a predicted model, not a curated record
AGUUCUAUCUGUCUGAAACUAAAAAUCAGUUAUUCAAGCAUGGAUAUGAAGAAGAAUGUCACUCAAACAAGUUUGAUUUUUGUUAUCAAUGGUGAAAAGUUUGAGUUAUCCAACAUUGAUCCAUCAACCACUUUGCUUGAAUUCUUGCCCACUCAAACUAGCUUCAAGAGUGUCAAACUCGGUUGUGGUGAAGGUAAAAGAGCUUUUAUUGCUGGUGUGGCUGAUGACAAUGGGUACGGAUGGGCAAUUGCAAAAUCUCUUGCUGCAGCAGGAGCUUCUUGGCACAUGGAUUCCUGGAAGUUACUAUUUUAUUUCAGAUAUAAAAUAGGUACUUACCAGUCAAUACCAAUUCAUUUGGUUAUCUGUUUGCGUGCGGCCUUUCUGAAUCCUUCAUGUUAUGUAUGUCGGUAUGUAUUCCAGUCCUUUUGUAGUGAUAGAUACAUUUCUUAAUCGUGAACCAUUGCUAUAGGCUCUGAAUAUUUUUUAGUCCAGCUUACGUCACGGGAAAUUUGACGAAUCACGCGUGUAUGACAUUAAAUACUGCCAUUGAUUUUAUGUGUUAAACCAAGUGAUAUAUAACCUUGCCAAUAAGAAAUGUUGUUUUCUAGAUUACCUGAUGGUUCGUUGAUGGAAGUUGCCAAAGUUUAUCCCUUGGAUGUUGUUUUUGACAACUUUGAGGAUGUACCAGAAGAUAUAAACAAGAGAUACCGAGUUUCAUCUUUUUAAUAAAGAUAUAUGAAGUACAUGUGUUUCAUGAUUUCUAUCCAUGUACUGAUUUUUUUUUUUUUUUGUAUAGAUAAAAUCAAACAAGCGCAAUGCUGGAUCCAGCAAGUGGACAGUUCAGGUAUAUAGGCUUUAUUUAUAUAAGAUCCAUAUGCUCUUUUGCUUGGUAUUCUAAAUCACUCCACAUAUUUUUUAAUUGUUCUUUCUUCUUUUUCUUUCUUGUAAAUGUUAAUGUCACUUUGCAUUUGUAUUUUAAGACCAAAAUAUAUGUCAAUAUAAGAGGCGAAGGGCUUUAAACUCGCCCUGCCUUAGGACAAAAUUACUUCAAAACUUCAUCUGGGAGAUCUGCAAUGGCUGUCCCAUAUUCGAUUUCUUGAGUAAAGUUCUAAGCCUUUCGUGAAGGUUUCUUAUUGUAUUGUAAUUGUUAUAUGAUCUUGAUAGUUGAUGUGAUUUUGGUUUAUCGUUGCAAUGGAUGCGAUGAACUUGCCAUUUUUAGAUGCCUAUUUGGAUUCAGUUGGUUUACCAAAUUUCCAUCAAGGAUGCAACUUUGCUGCUGAUACAACUUUGCAGCAGCAGGUUCAUUCGGCUUUGGCGUUCAAGUAUCUCAGUUCCAUCUAUUCAAAGCCCGAGUUCUUGAAUUUCUUGCAGGCCGAAGAUUACUUCCAGAAGGGGUUAUACAUGUUUGACAUAGGCCAGAAUGAUAUUGGCGGUGCGUUUAAUUCAAAAGACUUGGACCAAAUACUUUAUUUAAUUCCAACAAUUCUACUUGAAUUCGAAAAUGGAAUAAAGAGACUGUAUGACAGCGGGGCUGGGAAUUUUUGGAUACAUAACACGGGGCCGCUAGGAUGCUUGGCUCAGUAUGUUGCCACAUUUGGCAAUGAUCUGUCAAAGCUCGAUGAAUAAAGAUGUCUUCGUGCACAUAAUCCAGCUGCGAAAGCCUUUAAUCUACAACUGAAAGAUUUUUGUACUAAAAUGCAGUCCAGUAUCUAGAUGUAAAUGUUACCUAUGUUGAAAAAUAUUAUGACUUAUUACAUGAAAUAUGAUUUUUGUGUGUA